AUGCUCUUCCCUGCCGUCUCUUCCCACCUUGCUUCUCCCUUUUGCUCUCUUCCCACCCUCUCUUUUGCCUCCCCUCUGCCUCUCCACCUCCCCUCUCUUGCCCUCUCCUACUGUUAUUUGCUCUUCUUCUUUCCACUAUAUACCCCCUCCCUCUCCCCCAUUCCUCUCCCCAUUCCCUCUCCCCUCUCACGCCUGGUCCCUAUCUCUCCUCCCCAUCUCUCCUCCCCAUCUCUCCUCCCCAUCUCUCCUCCCCAUCUCUCCUCCCGCCACUGCUCUCCUGUCAGUCUGCUCACCGUCCGUGCUCAUCGUCGUCACCACCCAUCUCGUCCGUCUACGUCUGUCCCACUCAUCAGCCGUGAGCAGAGCAUCUACAGCGAAAACGCCAACCCCUUCUGCCUCGUCUGCCAGCCGUGCGCUCAGCGAAUGGCGAAGAAGAAGAGCAAGCGCGUUGCAGCGCCCGCAGAUGCUGCCAAGGGCUCGACAGCUGAGGCUGCUGGCAAGUCAGCUGCGGUGGCAUCGGCGCCUGUGGAGGGUCGGGAGGCGGACAAUGAAGGCACGGAAGAAGCAGGGGCACAGCAGGCGACAGAGAGCAGGCGAGUGCAGAAGAGGGCUGCCAAGCAGACGAGGCUCAUGGACAAUUUGAGGCGGACGCAGACCCUUAUUGCUGCUGCCAGGGGAGAAUCAAAGACCAAAAAGGCAUCUAAGAAGAAGAAAAAAGGAGCAGUGUCCAACCUGCCAACCACCCUCACAUUGGACACCCUCGCAUCAUCGCUGGGGGAUGCUUUGCCCGAUGCACUGGCUCUGGGCAAGGAGGCGGAGAAGCGGCAAGCAGUGCUGUCUGCGAAGCAGCGUGGGAAGAUCGUAGUUGAGGAGACCAGGCAAAUGGCAGCAGUGCUUUCACACCCCGCCUUCAAAGCCAACCCCUUCACCGCCAUUCAGCAGCACCUCUCCAACACUCUUCCCUCGUCAGUCGCACCGCCCCCUCUCCCCACCAAGUUCGCGACGAGGCAAGCUCAACAAGCCUUGGAGAAAAAGAGGAAGAAAAAGAAGGCGAAGAAGAAAGCAGGUGGUGGAGUGCAGCAUGGGGAAGAUGCCAUGGAGAUGUAA
Messenger RNA from Closterium sp. Yama58-4, 1107 nucleotides. The record is from the annotation of a GenBank genome assembly. NCBI's taxonomy places the organism in Eukaryota, Viridiplantae, Streptophyta, Zygnematophyceae, Desmidiales, Closteriaceae.